AUGCAGGAAGAGAUAAAGGAACAAGUGCAAUCGCCGCCUCCUCGAUAUGCUGGCUUCAUUGCUGGUGUGUUCUCUGGUGUUAUGAAAAAUACCGUAGGUCAUCCAUUCGACUCGGUUAAGGUGAGAAUGCAGACAUCGGAGGGACGAUUCAAAGGUCCAUUGGAUUGUACUUUGAAGACUUUGAAGAACGAGGGAGUACAUGGAUUAUACAAGGGUUUCACGCCUCCUUUGGUUGGAUGGGUGUUUAUGGAUUCCGUCAUGUUGGGGUCUUUACACGUUUACAGAAGGUUUCUUAAAGAAAACUUCUAUGCAAAGGAGGAUAAAUUGCCUCUUGUCGGGCAUUGUCUAGCUGGUCUAGGUGCUGGUUUGACUGUUUCCUUUGUAGCUGCUCCCAUAGAGCAACUAAAGGCUCGGUUGCAGGUUCAAUAUGAUGCCUCCUCUAGAAUAUACAAAGGACCAAUUGACUGCCUGGUGAGGUUGAUCAAGUAUGAUGGCUUGAAAACUCUCUACAAGGGAUUGAUUCCUACGAUGAUUUUUCGAACAAGUUUUAUCACUUGGUGGGGAUCCUAUGAGAUUAUUACUAACUGGUUCAAAGAGAAUACCAAGAUGAGCAAUACUGCGAUCAACUUUUGGGCUGGUGGUCUGUCCGCCACUUGCUUUUGGAUUACCGCUUAUCCUGCAGAUGUUGUUAAAAAUGUUAUUAUGAUUGAUGAUGUGAGAAAGCCAAAGUUUAAUAAGUAUUCUGAUGCUGUGAAGUAUAUCUAUAGAGAGAAGGGAGGAUUAAGGGGAUUUGGUAAAGGAUUUUUGCCUUGUAUCUUGAGAAGCUUUCCUGCGAAUGCUGCCGCUUUGUCUGCCUUUGAAGCUGUGAUGAGGUUUUGGUAG
Brettanomyces nanus is the source of this 882-nucleotide messenger RNA. RefSeq lists its product as uncharacterized. The record is from RefSeq and is a predicted model, not a curated record. The transcript has a single exon. Gene Ontology annotation, biological process: transmembrane transport. Lineage: Eukaryota; Fungi; Ascomycota; Pichiomycetes; Pichiales; Pichiaceae. Gene Ontology annotation, molecular function: transmembrane transporter activity. The coding region runs from base 1 to 882 and encodes 293 amino acids.